Fusarium falciforme is the source of this 1071-nucleotide messenger RNA. RefSeq lists its product as hypothetical. The transcript has a single exon. The record is from RefSeq and is a predicted model, not a curated record. NCBI's taxonomy places the organism in Eukaryota, Fungi, Ascomycota, Sordariomycetes, Hypocreales, Nectriaceae. The coding region runs from base 1 to 1071 and encodes 356 amino acids.
AUGUUGUCGUCCCGUACCACUCCUAAGGUUUCCUUUGAUGUUGCCAUUGAACUCUCACCGGCGAGGUUUGAUAAGGUAAUCCCUCUUUCAGCGGAAGAUUAUCAGGUCGCUGGUUGGAACAUCGCACAGCGUUUUCCUGCGCAAGAACUUAAGCCCGAUGAUCCAGAAGUGCCCUGUGUGCUCGUCGGUCCCAGCUUUGACUUUGCCGAUGUGGCUGCUGGGCUGCCUAAAGUUAAGGCUGCGAUUGAUGAGCUUCAACCGGGUACCUCUCUCGAGAAGGAGUCCGACAAGGUAGAAGUCAGAGUCGGCGUCCAAGGCGGCAUCUCAGGCGGCGAGACGAUCCUGUUCGCUAAAAAGAUCACCACCCUGGUCAUGGUCUUGGAAAAACAUCUGCUCUGCAAGCUGAGAUCCCCAUAUCUCAAAGAUGACGAUAACCUUAUGAGCAAGGAGUCUAAAGUGGCUGUGGGACCAUGGCCCCAAGGCAAUGUUGUGAGCUCCGACUAUGACUCGCACAUACCUCCGAUGGCAACCAUGAAGCCAGCCGUCUGGAACAACCAAGAACCAGAGUGCAUGUAUCGCAAGUUCAGCUUGAUAUGGGCAGCGCCCUCACUGCGGGAGCUUAGUUAUAUGUGUGCUCCGCACUGGAAAGUAUGUGACUUCUACAUUGGGCCUCCCACAGAGCUACCUCUGAGCCGUAUACCCUGGGGCAUCGAAGAGAGCCCCCAGGACCCUUCACCCUGGUGGGAGUUUGGGAAGGAAUUUGACCUUUUCAGAGAGAGGUCUAACAGGCAGUGGGAUUCCGAAGAGCGCCACACCUAUUUCUACUUCACAUAUCUACAAUCAACAUUCGAACACAAGUUACUCCGCAAUUGGGUCGAGGUCAUUGCCCGCAUCGCUGAGCUAGCCCUGGCUAGUUCUGACGAGUACAAGAGAUGCCUCGAAACCAUCUUCACGAUCCUUCAUGAAUCUGGCUCAGGCUUCACGGCUUGGGCGCCGCUGAUGAAGCGCGUCCUCAACCUGGAACACCGCAUCCCGGACUGGCGGGACCAGAUUCCCUGGUACUUGCGAUGA